Molecule: messenger RNA, 2172 nt
Organism: Cokeromyces recurvatus
Lineage: Eukaryota; Fungi; Mucoromycota; Mucoromycetes; Mucorales; Mucoraceae
Exons: 8
Coding region: 1-2172 (723 amino acids)
Biological process (GO): intracellular calcium ion homeostasis
Cellular component (GO): membrane
Molecular function (GO): P-type transmembrane transporter activity; ATP binding; ATP hydrolysis activity
Source: RefSeq, a predicted model, not a curated record
AUGAGUUCAGUUGAAUUAGUACCUGGUGAUUUAAUGGAUAUCACAAAUAUACAUACAGUUCCAUGCGAUGCAAUGCUUGUAUCUGGUGACUGUAUAUUAAAUGAGUCAAUGUUAACUGGUGAAUCUGUUCCUGUCUCUAAAUUACCAAUAAAUGAUAUAACACUACGAAAGAUGAAUUUAUCAUCAUCAACUAUUCCAGCAGAGAUAUCAAAGCACUUUUUAUUUAUGGGAACAAAGAUGGUUAGAGUAAGAGGUGGAGAUAAUGUGUCAAAUGCUACUGCUAUCGUUGUCAGAACAGGUUUUAGUACAGCUAAAGGCGCUCUUGUUCGAUCCAUGUUAUUUCCCAAACCAAAUAAUUUCAAGUUCUAUAGAGACUCAUUUAGAUUUAUUGGUGUUCUAUCCAUUAUCGCUCUUAUUGGUUUCUUAAUUUCUUCCAUUAAUUUUAUUCGUCUUGGAAUUGACACGACUACUAUGAUAUUACGAGCGCUGGAUUUAAUUACAAUCGUUGUACCUCCUGCUUUACCUGCUACAUUAUCAAUUGGAACUAGCUUUGCUAUAAAUCGAUUAAAGAAAUUAGGCAUCUUUUGUAUUUCUCCUCCACGUGUUAAUAUUGGUGGCAAAAUUGAUUGUAUGUGUUUUGAUAAAACGGGUACGCUGACAGAGGAUGGUUUAGAUAUUCAUGGAAUUCGUGCCAUAAAAACAACGGAAGAUGGUAAAAAAUUCUUUGAAGAAGAAUGUAAAUCGAUAUCCCAUGUAGAUCCAAAUAAUGACGACGAUAGUUAUUCAACGAAAUCCAAGAUUUUACGUACCAUGACCACCUGUCAUUCAUUAAAGAUUAUAGACGGAGAACUCUUAGGCGAUCCACUCGACCUCAAAAUGUUUGAAUUUACUCAAUGGGAAUUGGAAGAAAGUGGAGGAUUAUCAUCGAUGGGGUUAAAGUCUAGAAGUGAAUUAGCCUCAUUACAUGCCAAGAAAAGUGCUAAAGUAGGUAUUAUGCCUACCGUCGUACGUCCACCCGGAGGUCGACAAGAUAUUAAUUUACAAGUAGAAAAUGCAACGCCGCCUAUCGAGUUUGGUAUUAUACAUACAUUUGAAUUUAUUUCGUCUCUUCGAAGAAUGAGUGUUAUUGUUCGAAGGCUAGCUAGUCCUACUAUGGAAGUAUUUGUAAAAGGUGCUCCUGAAGUGAUGAAGGAUAUCUGCAUCCCCAACUCGAUACCUGAGGAUUAUCAAGAAAGACUUUAUAAAUAUACACAUUUCGAAUGCAAUUUGACUUUUUUAGGUUUUAUUAUCUUUGAAAACAAACUUAAACCUCGUACAACAGCAGCGAUCACAACGUUACGUAAUGCAAACAUUAGACAAAUUAUGUGCACUGGUGAUAAUAUAUUAACAGCAGUGAGUGUAGCUAGAGAAUGUGGGCUAAUAGAUUCGUCAGCAGAGGUUUAUAUUCCCAGAUUUUUAAAAGGAUCUUCUACUGAACCUGAUUCAGAGCUCUGUUGGGAAAGUGUUAUGCAUGAAGGCAAUAAAUUAUCUACAGAUACACUACAGCCUUACUACUUUGAACACAUAAACGAUCAUAAUAUUCCAUAUAGGCGGUCACAAGAAUAUUAUCUAGCAGUUACAGGAGAAGCCUUCCGUUGGAUGGUGGAUCAUGCACCCAUUGAAUCACUUCAACGUAUGCUUGUAAAGAGCGCUAUUUAUGCUCGAAUGUCCCCAGAUGAAAAACAAGAGCUUGUCAUGGAAUUACAAAAUAUUGGAUAUUGUGUUGGUUUUUGUGGUGAUGGUGCUAAUGAUUGUGGAGCAUUGAAAGCAGGAGAUAUUGGUAUCUCACUUUCCGAAGCAGAAGCCUCUGUUGCAGCACCAUUUACAAGUAAUACAAUGGAUAUUGAAUGCGUGAUUGAUGUAAUCAACUUGAUUCAGUUUACUUCAGUUACUCUCUUAUAUGCCUUUGGUAGCAAUCUCGGUGAUUUUCAAUUUUUAUAUAUUGAUUUAUUCCUUAUUUUACCAAUAGCAGUUUAUAUGGGACAUACAGCUGCAUGGCCACAUCUUCAUAAAAGAAGACCUACUGCAAGUCUGGUUUCUAAAAAAGUGUUAACAUCCUUAAUAGGACAAAUUAUUAUCAAUUCUGGAUUUCAAUUUAUAUCUUACUGGGCGGUACAUCAACAAUCAUGGUAA